AUGCCCUUCGUAAACAACCCAUGCAAAAGCUGCACCACUGGCCGUUUCCCAGUUUUUAAACAUGAAACGGACAACAGCUGUAAAGGAGCAUGCUACCCAAUGGUUUACACCCACCCGUAUGCCAGCCAUCAUUCUAGCCAUUACACACACCCAUGUGUAAACCCAUGCGCAAAUACGCACAUCAACCCAUGGGCAACUGUGCACACCAACCCAUGCGCAAAUGUGCACACCAGCCCAUGCAUUAACCCUUGCACUACUUCAUGGGCUACACCUCACACUAAUCCUUGCAGCUUAGUCACUCCAUGCCAUGAUUAUAAGACUAAGGAAGUCAUCAUCAAGGACUACAAGGAUGAAAGUAUAAGCAAGCAAGUUUCUGGAGGCAAUGUAGAUCUCCUCAGAGUGAUCAAAAUUGACCUUUUGAAAUGCAAGACUGGACCAAAUCGUCAGGAGCACCACACACACUUUUUCCAUGAUGAACAACUCAUCGUCCGUAGAGGACAGUCUUUCAAUAUGUGGGUUGAUCUGUGCCGUCCUUUCAAUCCCACCUCUGACAAACUCCACCUUGAGCUCAAACUUGGCCACAUCCCAUCAAUCCGCGACGGCACAUACGUGAUCGUCCCAAUUGUGGAGGAAUUCAAGAAGGACUGCUGGGGUGCAAAAAUUGUUGAGCAUGGACAAAACAGAAUCAAACUGUGUGUGAGCUCUCUCUCAACAGCUUGUGUUGGACGAUACCAACUCAGCGUUGUGACUCAGUGUACAGCAGGAAAAUUCACUUUACCAUAUGUGCCUGAACAUGACAUUUACAUGCUGUUCAACCCCUGGUGCAAAGAGGACUGCGUGUACCUGAGUGAUCAGGCAGAGAGGGCGGAGUAUGUGCUGAAUGAUAUUGGUAAAAUCUACUAUGGAACAAAACAGCAGAUUGGUUGCAGAUCUUGGAACUUUGGUCAAUUUGAGGAGGGAAUCCUGCCCGCAUGUUUCUAUGUGUUGGAGAAGAGUGGUACCCCUUGCUCGGGAUGGGGAAACCCCAUUAACAUCUCCAGAGUGGUUUCCGAGAUGAUUAACGCCAACAAAGACCGUGGUGUGCUGAUGGCUAACUGGUCAAACUAUUAUGCAGAUGGAACUGCUCCAACACUCUGGUCCAGCAGCAGUGCCAUCUUGAAACAAUACCACAAAUGUGGAGGAGUACCUGUCAAAUAUGGACAGAGUUUGGCCUUUGCUGGAGUCACUAACACAAUGUUGAGGUGUUUGGGUAUUCCUGCUCGUCCGGUCACAAACUUCUGUUCUGCUCACGACACUGAUGUUAGUUUGACCACUGAUGUCUAUCUGGAUGAGAAGUUUCAGCUCAUUGAUCAGAUGAACCGUGAUUCAAUCUGGAACUACCAUGUGUGGAAUGAGGCCUGGAUGACCCGUGCAGAUCUGCCCACUGGUUUUGGAGGUUGGCAGGCUAUUGACUCCACUCCUCAGCUGACCCACCAGGGCUUCUUCCGCUGUGGCCCAACCUCAGUAGCUGCAAUCCGCAGUGGCCAGACCUUCCUGAAGCAUGACGUGCCCUUCCUCUUUGCAGAAGUGAACAGUGAUAAGGUGUACUGGCAGAGGAAAAGUAAUGGAACAUUUGGCGUCGUCCAUGUUGAGAAGGAUGUAGUCGGUCACUGCAUCAGCACCAAGGCUGUCGGAUCAGAUCAACGUGUUGAUAUCACAAACCUCUACAAACACCCAUGUGGUUCUGAGGAUCGGUUGACUGCUCUGGAAACUGCUCUUCGCCACGGCUGCAAGAGACUCACACACCCUCUGCCCAUCCCAGAGGACGUUGUCUGUGAAGUCAACCUGAAGGGUGAUGGACCAUUGGUGGGAAAGGAUGCCGUGCUUUCCAUCAAUCUAAAAAACAAAUGCAACCAGCCUCGUAGCAUCACCCUCUACAGCCAUGCUGCAGCCAUGUACUACACUGGUGUCAGGAGGACCUACCUGAAGAGAGACCAGACAUCCAUUGAGCUCAAGUCUUCUGAAAGCAAACUUCUGGAAUGGACCCUGAGUUAUGAUGAGUACAAGGAGCACCUGGUGGAUCACGCUCCACUGAUGCUCAACCUCUUCGGACACGUGGCUCAAACCAAGCAGAUUCUGGCCACCCAGUACAACUUCAGACUGCGCACUCCUGACCUGGUUCUCGCUCCUGUAUGUGAUGCUGUUGUGGGUCAAGAAGUGGCCGUCAAAGUCACCUUCCAGAAUCCACUUUCUUGCGUCCUGAAGAACAGUGUAUUCCGCUUUGUGGGACUCGGACUGAAGCAAGCCAGAGUUAUUAACUACGGUGAUAUCGCUGGACAUGCCACCGUGUCCCUGACUGAGAAAUUCAUUCCCAUGUGUCACGGCUCACAGAAACUGCUGGCAUCAUUCGACUGUCCUCAGCUCACUCAGGUGCACGGAUUCACCAACAUGGUUGUCAAACAGCACUGAUAAACCAAUCAAAUAUCAAAAAAGAAGAGUUUCAUUGGAAAGAAAGUGCUGCUGACUAAAUGUCUCACUAAAAAUUUCCUAUGCAAAUUUCCAAUGAUUGAUUUGCAAACUGAAUUAACAUUGAUCUCAAAAAAACACGAAUGCUCUGGUUUGAUUUUGUUCUUGGGAAUUUUUCUUCUAAAUAUUAUGAUUUAAGUUCAGUCUGUCGAUUAAUCACUUUUAUUCGUUAAGUACUUGAUUUAAGCAUGCAUUUGAAAAUUGGUGAUUCACUUGAGUGCAGAUUAUGAUCAUGGAUUGCAAAUGAAAUGACGAUAUAGAGUGAUAGCUAAUUUGUUGAGUGAUUCUUGCAACGAUUGGUAUUAUGAGUAAUAGAAACUGCAGAUUUUAAAUCAUAAUAAUUUU
Messenger RNA from Danio aesculapii, 2850 nucleotides. It is a transcript of the gene tgm1l6, whose product is annotated as transglutaminase 1-like 6. The record is from RefSeq and is a predicted model, not a curated record. The coding region runs from base 1 to 2448 and encodes 815 amino acids. The transcript is spliced from 13 exons. Gene Ontology annotation, biological process: peptide cross-linking. Lineage: Eukaryota; Metazoa; Chordata; Actinopteri; Cypriniformes; Danionidae. Gene Ontology annotation, molecular function: protein-glutamine gamma-glutamyltransferase activity.